CAUCCGCCGCUGCUGUCUGAGCUCGGUCAGGUGUUCGUCGUACAACCACGUAAACUUUGCAUUUGGUAAACUGAUUGGAUUUUGUUUGGGGGGGAAAAAAAAUACAGUCGAGGCCAUGCUCAGACGGAUACUUCAAAUGACUCCUGGGAAGGGGGGCUCCCAGAAUGCAGAGUCGGAGCAGCCCAGCACAGACCUCAACCACGAUCAGACGUCUGAGGGCUUCAUCUGUCCUCAAUGUAUGAAGUCUCACAACUCUGCAGAGGAGCUGUUUAAGCACUAUGAGCUGUUCCAUGAUACUGGAGACCUGCCAGCUCAUAUGGCCCCCACUAGGGAAGACCUUACUAUGCUGCGGCAAGAAGUUCAGGACUUGCAUGUUACUCUCAAGGAGGAAAAGUGGUUCUCUGAAGAGCUCAAGAAGGAGUUAGACAAAGUCCAAGGACAACUGAAGCAAAAUGAUGGACAGAUGACCACAGAGGAUGCAGUCCUUGAAAAGAAGUUGAAUGAAGCAGAGACAGAAAAGUUCAACAUCAAGCAAAUGAAAGACCUGUUUGAGCAGAAGGCUGCCCAGCUGGCCACGGAGAUAGUAGACUUAAAGUCCCGCUAUGAUGAGGAGAAGAGCCUAAGGGAGGCUGCUGACCAGAGGCUGGGCCAACUGACCGAACAGCUACAGAAAGAGAAGCAGGACAAUGAGAGACUCCAAACAGAACUGCUGCAGCGGCCGGGAGUGGAGGAUGUGGAGGUACUGCAGAAGGAGCUGGUGCAGGUCCAGACACUGAUGGACAGUAUGACCCGAGAGAGGGAGGUAGAGACCGAACGCCUCCAAUCCCACUAUGAGCAGCUGCAGGCUAACUACACUACCUCAGAGACGACCAUAUCCCAACUAAAAGCAGAGCUGGAGAAGGGUCCACAGGAAGCAGCUGUCUACACGCAACAGAUUCACCAGCUGCAGAGCAAUCUGAAUAAUUUGCAGCAGCAAAGCCAGAGCUUGUCUGAAAAGCUUGCACGUAAGGAGAAAGAGUACCAGGAACUGGAGGAGCGUCUGGGAGCUGAGAAAGCUGCCAAGAAGGGAGCUCAAGGCAGCCUGAGAGAGAGGGAGCUGGAGGUUCAAGAGCUCCAGACUCGGGCCACAGGGACCGAAACCUCCCUGAAAAAGGCCCAGACGGAGCUUGGAGAGAGGGUUGAGGAGGUGGCAAAAUUGAAGAGUGAGAUUACGGAGCUGGAAGUGAAACAUGCAGAGCUGAAGGUUGAGAGGAAACAGUUGGAACAGCAAAGGGAAGAUAAAGACAACCAAGGAGCUCAGCAGCAGACUGAGAUCAGUCAACUGCAUGCCAAACUGCUGGAGGCAGAGAGGCAACUGGGGGAAGUGCAAGGUCGUCUUAAAGAACAGAGGCAGCUUUCUGGGGAGAAACUAAAAGACCGCGAGCAGCAAGCCGCCGACCUACAGCUCAAACUGUCCCGUGCAGAAGAACAGUUGAAGGAGAGUGCCAGUAAGAAUACAGACGUGCAGCAACAGCUGGAGAAAGCCAAGCAGCAGCACCAGGAGCUGCAGGCGCUGCAGCAAAACACAAAUGGCAAACUCCGCGAGGCUCAGAAUGACCUGGAGCAGGUGCUGCGUCAGAUUGGAGAUAAGGACCAGAAGAUCCAAAAUCUAGAGGCUCUGCUGCAGAAGAGUAAGGACAUCGUGAGCCAGCUGGAAACUGAGAGAGAGGACCUGUGUGCCAAGAUCCAGGCUGGUGAGGGAGAGACGGCUGUGCUCAACCAGCUAAAAGAGAAAAACCAUGCACUACAAGAACAGGUCACACAGUUGACAGACAAGCUGAAGAACCAAUCAGAGAGCAACAAGCAAGCCCAGGAUAACUUACAUGACCAGGUCCAGGAGCAGAAGACCCUGCUGCGUUCAGCCCAGGACCGAGCCCACACCCUGGAGACCUCCGUCACUGAAUUCACCACCCAGCUCGCAGGCAGCAAGGAGAAGGUGGCCCAGCUAGAUGCUCAGCUGAAGGCAAAGACCGAGAUGCUGCUGUCUGCAGAAGCAGCCAAGGCUGCACAGAAGGCUAACCUGGAAAACAACCUGGAGACGGCUCAGCAUGCACUGCAGGACAAACAGCAGGAGAUGAAUAAGGCUCAGAAGAAGUUUGAGGAGCAGGCCCAAAAGCUCAAGGAGAGACAGGAGCAGUGCACACAGCUGGAUGCCAGUCUGAAGGAAUGCAAAGACAAACUAAUGGCAUCAGAACAGCGCAUAGAGCAGCUGGAGGGGCUUAAUAAGAAAUUAGAGUCACAGGUGGGGGAGCUGCAGGCCACACGGGACCAGGUGCAGCAAGAAGUGCAGAAGCUGCAGAAGGAGGGGUCAGAGGUCAAACGGAAAGCAAAGGAGCUGCAGCGCUCGCUGGAAACGGAGAAAGCAGGGGCUACAACACUACAAGAGGAGUUGAAGUUAAAAGGAGCUGCUUUGAGUGACAUUCAGCAGCAGCUGGAGCGCAGCGAGCAGGACAAAGCAGCUCUGAAGGUGAACCUGGACAAGGUGACCCAGGAUGGGAACACUAAGCAUGCAGAUCUGGACAAGAAAGCUCAGAGCCUGACAGUAGACCUACAGAAGGCCCAGCAGGAGAAAGAGGCUCAAAGGAAGGAGCUUGCCUCCACACAGGAGAGUCUAGGAAAGGCUAAUAAGGCACUGAAAGAGAGUCGGAGUCAACUGGACACAGAGAGGAAGAACCAUAAGUCAGUCCUGGAGGAGAAGGAAAAGUCCAAUGAGAAGGCCAGACAGGAGCUUCUUAAGAACAAUGAGGCCAUCGCCAAGGCAAUGAAAGAAUCGCAAGAGCAGUUGCAGCAGAUGGGAGAGGCAGAGAAAAAGUUGAAAGUACAGCUGACCACGUUGGAGCAGCAGCGCUCUAACACUCAGGGGGCGCUGAAGGAAAAAGAGAAGGAGUUGGAGAAGCUGCGGGCACAACUUAAGACGGCCCAGGGGUCCUUUGAGGAGGAGAUAAAGACACUGAAGGGCCAAGUGACAGAGUUGCAAGAAGUUAAUGUCAAGAAGAUGGAAGAGGAGAGUAAGCUGACGGCUCAGGUGUCUGGUCUCGGCCAGGAGCUGGCCUCUGAGAAAAGCCGGACGACAGAGCUGCAGAAGGCGUUGGAGCAAAGCCAGGAAAGCCUCACUAAGCUUCAGUCUGACUUCUACGGCAAGGAGUCGGAGGUCUCUGCCCUGCGUCAAGACCUGAAGGCAUCAGAGGAGAAGCUCACCGUGGCUUUGGAGGAGCUGUCCGCUAACCGAAGCCACCAGACAGGUUUAGAGGCUCAGAUCCAGGAUCUGCAGAAUGGCCGAGUCUCUUUGGAGCAAGAGCUGGAAAAACGGGGCCAGAAGCUCCAAAAGCAAGAGCAAACCCUGAAGGAACUACAGAAGCAACAGGGUCAAGUGAAGGAGGAACUGGAGAAGGAGAAGAGCAAAGUUGAGGAGCUGAACAAAGCCAAGACUGUACUGGAAAAGAAUAACACCAGACUGAUUUCUGAAGUAAAAGCACUAACGGAGAAGAGCGAGAAGGAGCUGGGUGAGUUGCGGGAAGUCAAACAGCUGUUGAUCCAGCAGAAACUGGAGCUGCAGGGUCAGAUGGAGGCCGCACAGAAGACCCUCGAGAAGGAACAGAAAGAGCAUCAGGCCACCAGGGACAGCCGGGGCCAAAGGGAGGAGCAGCUCCUUGCACAAACCAAGAAUGUCCAGAAUCAGUUGUCGGCAGAGAAGCGGGCCAGAGAAGAGCAGGUGAAGCGUGGGGAGGAGGCAGAAGCUAAGAUGGGUGUGCAGGUGACGGCUCUGAAUGAAAACGUGGCCACGCUGAAGAGAGAGUGGCAGGGCAGCCAACGGAGAGUCGGCGAACUGGAGAAGCAGACGGAUGAGCUGAGAGGAGAGAUCGCUGUGCUGGAGGCCACCGUCCAGAACAACCAGGACGAGAGACGGGCUCUUUUGGAGAGGUGUGUGAAGGGUGAAGGCGAGAUAGAGAAACUGCAGGCCAAGUUGGUGGAGCUGAGGAGGAAAGUGGACGACACGACGGCAGCCAUGCAGGAGCUCGGCAGAGAGAACCAGUCGCUGCAGAUCAAGCAGUCCCAGAGUUUGACCAGGAAGUGGGCCGAAGAUCACGAGGUGCAGAACUGCAUGGCCUGUGGGAAAGGCUUCAGCGUGACCAUCAGGAAGCACCAUUGCCGACACUGUGGCAACAUUUUCUGCGCCGAGUGCUCACUGAGGAACGCCCUCACGCCGUCCUCUAAAAAGCCAGUACGGGUCUGUGAGACCUGCUUUGAGGAGCUCCAAGGCUGAUUUCCCUCUCAUCACUUUACCUCCCCCAAAUAUCCUCCCCCACCCCUUUUCCCUUAUUCCUACUUCAGCCGGCAGAAGAAGGCGUGUCUUUGUCAUAUUUAAUGUGCACUAUUAAGGACAGACCCAGUGCAAAGACUCCCACCUGCAUGUGACUUUAUGGCUCUGUUGUGGAGGGAAAUAACUGAAGGGUUUUGAUGAGGAGACACCAGAGCCACAUGAUGGGAUCGGAUUGGGGUGGGAUUGGUCGGGAUUGUCUGUAUCUGUUUUUGUGCCUUUGCUACUCCUGUGGGCUGCCAGAGAGCGGAGACAGUGAGAACUAAACACCAUCCAUCUCUUUAAGUCCAUACUCGCAUCUCCAUCGAUGUUUGGAAUCAUUAGCAAGUGCAAGGUGAUUGGUGUGUACGUUGUAAGAUGUGUGACGUCAUCUGUCUGGAAGUGAAAGGUCAGAGUGACACUGCCGGAGUGACUGGGGGAAGUAAAUAUUGUCACGGUGAUGUUGAAAAUCACUGCUGCCCUACAAAGGUAAAUGCAGGUAACUAUUUUGUGAAGAAAAUAAAUUUCUGUAAAUACUAUAUAAAUGAUAGUAUGAUGUGUUCUGUGUACGACCACAUCGAUCUGAUAUUGAAAUUCAGCUUUGUAUUGGAAAAAGGCACACUCAAGUAAUCAAUAAGUACAAACAUAUGUUUUGGAUAUUUUUCAGAUUUUUUUUAAUUUAAUGUGUGUAAUGCAGAUUUGACAUGUGAAUAAGAAAGUGUGUUGAAAUAGGUUGAAGCCUUGUUUUUUUUGAGGAACAUACUUCAAAUUUAUUUUUAGCAAAUCCUAAUUUGUACUCUAACAGAAUUAAAUGCUGUCAACAGUUCAUUUGGCCCCAAAACGAGUCGACCAAAGCUUUUUAGUUUAUCAGCUUUACUUUAGUUAUGGACAGGAUUUCAUAAAAAUAUUAAAUAGUGAUUUUAAAUUGAAGAAUAUGCAUUAUGUAUUGUAUAUUCACAUAGGUUGUACAGUGAAACACAACAAAGGCAAAUUUAUUACAGCUCCAAAUUUUAGGGUCAAACGUCAUUUUUCUGUUUCAUAAAUGUUCAAACUGUCCUUUUAGAAAACAACACAUCAGUCGAUUUUUGCACCAGCGAUUUUUCAGCACAGGACUUGAGUUCGACCUGAUGUUGAAUCAGUUACUGCAUUUUUCCUUUGUGUGGCAGCGUGUUUGUGUGUUUGAUGAAAUUGAUGUAUUCAGCCUAUUUCAUGACCAAAGAAUGUCUGCAGCAGGAACACAGACCAGAUGAAAACCAUGAGCUUGUUUCAUAUUUCAGUAUUUUUCUAAGCGUGAUGCUUCUGAGUUUUAAAUCACAGGGUCCUACAUUUUUGUUUUAAUCAUAGCAUGAAUGCCCAUCUGAUAGGCUUUGUGUCAGUUUCAGCUGUGCCACAUUUCUCUUUGCGUGUUUAUUUCUGCAAACUGUGGUGCUUUCUACAGACUGUUAAUGCAGUCAUUGAAGUUGCCUGUGUGUUUUUGUUUUUAAGUUUUAUUUCCCUGCUGCUCCUCUCCACUCAGCGGCACUGAUAACAAUACUGCUGGAGCUGUGCGUUAGUGUAUGUAUGUAUGUAUGUGUGUGUGUGUGUGUGUGUGUGUGUGUGUGCGCGCUCUGCUUUGAAGCAAUAACUGUGGCUGUGUCAUGUUGCUGUAACAGAGUAUGUGUUUUAGCGCUCAGGCCUGCUGUGUGUGUCUGCAGAGAUGCUCUCUAUGAACGUUGGCUGCUCAGAACCUCAGUAUCUCUCUGGCGUGUUGUUCGGGGACGUCCGUGCUGCUUUCAGGCGCAGCGGUUGCCGUCGGUUGUCUGUCCAACCCGUGUGCAGCUGAGGACACUUUAAAAGUUAAUUCCUGCUUUGUAUAAUUUAUAAUUGUUGACAGAAUUUUGGUAAGAUCUUUUGUGCAAUUGUCUAAAGACUGGAGCAGACGAAAAACACUGUAAGCCGAGCGACAAUGCAGGCUGUUAAGACAUUUUGCAACAAGCAGCUUGUUUUAGACUUUGGCUUACCUAAUUAGAUAUUUAUGCUUGUAUGCUCAAACAACAUUGUCAAUUUCAGUUGCAAACUCUCAAGAGAACCUGUGUUGCAUUGGUUUUGUUAUGUCUACCUCAGAUUGGCACAGGAAAAGCACUAUUUCUAAACCUUGGAGAUCACAAAUAUUUCAUCAUUGCCUGCAUUUGAUCAAGGAUUUGUGGUUUAUCUAUCAAGCUGUACAGUCCCUUAAAACCUAGAGAGAUGAUUUGCACCUUAUUGUAUUCUGGGCUUGUCCGUAUGAGAACCCAGCCACGAACGUAGGACCACCGACUUUAUACAGGCUUCAGCAUUUCUAGCCUCGAUGUACUUAACUGCUCAUUAAUAAUAAUAAGGCUGUCAUAAUUAUCUUUGUAAAUGUUUGUAAUGAAAGAGAAAAUGGAAAUAUAUAACACUUGUGGAUGUAGAAACAUGACAAAAGUGAAAAUGCGUGUGGACUCAUCAGUGUCUUACUUAUUUUUUUAAUUUUAAUUUUUCACAACAAAAAAAAAAAAAAAAGGCACCACACAUCUGAACACACUGAAUUGUGGCUUGCUUCAUGUUGCUGCCAGUUAUCAUGCAUGAUGACUUAACUGGCCUGUGGUUCACAUGUGUUCUCCAUGUUUAGUCAUCAUAUUUGAUGGUUGUGAAGGUGUGCCUUAGGCCAACGUCUUGUACAUCACUGCUCACUAUUAGCGGUGACACGCACCAUGUAUUACCACAGUCGGGGGUGAGCUCAGUUUACCUGAAGGGACGAGAGAAACAAUGUAAUUUAUGUUCACAUGCACCAUUUGGUUUUCUAAUUCAUCGUCAUGAAAAACAUAAAUAAAACCUACAGUAUGUUUCUAUUUUCUUGUGUGCUCUGUUUUUUAUUUAUAGACAAAAACAAUGACUCAAUGUUUGUUAAAGAAUGCAAAAUACUUAUAAAGGAAAUUUGUAUUGUUUAUACCUUGAUCAAAAUCUCUGCAGUGAAACAGAAGUUUUUAUUUCUAGUUUGUUCACCAAGAAAGACCUUUUUAAACUUCAUUAUUGACCUUAGUAGAAGAAGUUGACCAAACAAUCCCACCUUAAGGUCCAUUUAGUAGCUCUUCUGGAGCCUUUGUUUAAACAUUAUCAGGUGAUCUUGAUCAGAAGAUGGAGUUUGACCACUUGUUAUAGAAUUGUAAAUGUUUAAAUUUAAAAUUAAAGUGCUUCUGGUAGAUGU
Anoplopoma fimbria (sablefish) is the source of this 7541-nucleotide messenger RNA. RefSeq names its product early endosome antigen 1 (gene eea1). The record is from RefSeq and is a predicted model, not a curated record. Bases 116 to 4303 code for a protein of 1395 amino acids. Gene Ontology annotation, molecular function: 1-phosphatidylinositol binding; metal ion binding. Lineage: Eukaryota; Metazoa; Chordata; Actinopteri; Perciformes; Anoplopomatidae. Gene Ontology annotation, biological process: endocytosis. The transcript is spliced from 29 exons. Gene Ontology annotation, cellular component: early endosome.